Molecule: messenger RNA, 3099 nt
Organism: Monosiga brevicollis MX1
Lineage: Eukaryota; Choanoflagellata; Craspedida; Salpingoecidae
Exons: 8
Coding region: 1-3099 (1032 amino acids)
Source: RefSeq, a predicted model, not a curated record
AUGGCGGCGGCGGCGGCGGUGGAGGUGGGCGUGGUGUAUCGGGUGGAGCGCGCCUUUACGUCCGGAGCGGACGAUGAGAUCGAUCUCAAGCCGAGCGCCAAGGUUAUGUUUGUGGCGGUAAAAGCGUGCGCCCGCAUCAUCAAGGACCAAGCCCCCGAAGGCGCCUUUCUCAUGCGCAUCCCCGACAAGCGCUCAGAAGGUUACGCCAUUUCUGUCAAAAUGGGCUCACGGCGAGGCAGUAUGGCGCGUCGUCACAACCGCCAGCGAGCUGGCUUGGACCAGCUCUUCAAAAACACAGAAAGGCGCGAUAGUGGCGCCAGCUCGACGCAACCCCUGGAGCGCGAGGGUAGCCGGCGGCCUGACGGUGUUCGCUCAAGUCCUUUUGUAACCACUGCCGAAGCCGAUGCCCUGGAUCAUGCAAAGGCCACCGGCAACAUGAGUUUGGCCGCGAUUGCAGCGCUCGCCCACAAGGACGGCAGCUAUGUGACCCUAGCUGAGCUGCAAGCCAUUACGGCCGAUACCAUGACCGAUCACCAGUUGCAUUGUCUUUGCGCUGGCCAAAGCGUCUUCUUCGAACGUAAAACCAUGCGCGAAAUAUCCAAAGUCGUCAAAGCCAAGGCUCGCGCUGAGUUGCAGGCACGCCUCGACAAGCGACCCAACAUUUCGAUCUACGAAGAAGCACGCGCUUGGGCUAUGGCUCAGGGAGACGUGACGCCACAAGCAGUAUCGGCGGGUGAGCAGGAUGAGUUUGAACCAGCCAGCGAGCCGCCCACGCGCCCCGGCUCUGCCAUGUCAUCCGGGCCUGCCGUGGUACAUGGAGCUGGUCCGACCGUGGCACCAAGCUUUCUCUCUUCACCUGAGGGAUCGCCACCUGCCACUACCAUGGCCACUUUUCAUAUCCCGCCUCCGCCAAGCACGCCGCCCCCACCCAACGACAAUGACGUUGCACUCAGCUACGGCACACCAUUGGUGGAGGUGGCGCCGGGUCUGGAUGCUCCACGGCGCACCAGUUUUUCAUGGUCCAUGCUCGCGAAUAAUGCGCCAACUGUCCGCAACACCGACUCGACUAGCCAGGAUCACGUCAACCCUUCGGCCAUCGAGAGGGAGGAGGACGUUGCGAUUCCGCCACCCCCAGCCUUUGACGACCCGUCACAGGACGUUGACAUGUACACGGACACCGUAGUUCCUCCUCGAUCAGAGCCCCUCUUUUUGGAUGCACGGGGCGAUUUUGACGUGUUUGCCAUGGCUUAUGCGCUGGACAGUUCCCUGCCCACAAUGGCUCCAACCCCAAACGACAUUGCGGAGCUCUCCACUGUGCGCCGCUCAUCGUCGUAUCGCCCUACCUCGGCCUCAACCCCGCGCAAGCCCAGCGGGCAGCGGUUCGGCCGUCGACCUUCGUCCAUUGCAGACCCAACGGAGCCGGCCGAUCACGGACCAUCAUCCAUGCCCGACGUACAUGACAAUGACUUGGUCCUGGCACCCAUGCCUUCUCGAGCAUCACUAUUAGAGGCAGACUUGGAUGCGCGCCGUCGCUCGCAAGCGGGCCUCCGGCAGCGGCUCAAGUCCUCAGACGACUUUGUUGGCCGGGCCCGAUGGAACACCUUGUCCGAGCGGGAAGAAGAGGAAACCCGCUCUCAUGAUGCCAAGGCAGAGGCGUCGCGUACUUUUGAAUAUGUGCACCUGCUCUGUGCAGAUAGUGUCAAGGUCCGGGCGCGCCGUGACCUGCUCCAACACACCAAAGCGACUUCGCCACUGCACACCGCGUCCGUGGACGAGGUCCUGCAUGUCGAAAGCGCUGAUAGCGCAGCGGUCAAGGCGGUCCUGGACGUCAUGGAGCGUCUGGAUGCCAACGAUCUGCUGCCGACGCCACCGGAUGAUCAACCGCUGCUUGUGCGUGUGGCCCAUGCUUGGCCCUUGCGCCUGUGGCCUUUUUGCUCUGAGCACGGCUUGGCCCUGGUCCAGGAUGCCAUCAUCGACACGGUGGUGGCCGAUCUGCAUGUUGGUAACGCACUGUACUAUUUUGAGCUGGCCUCGCGGCUAGGUCUGACAGAAAUUCAAGAUGCAGCCCAACGUCUGGUGGAGACUUUUCCGAGCGUGAUCUUUACGCAACCCGGCGCCUUUAAUGUGUCAGAGCAAUGCUUGGCGCGCCUGGUGCAAUCUGACUUGCUGGCUCUCAGUGAAGUGGCCGUGUGGCACCUUGUCACGCAGUGGGGUCUUUUUCACGCAGGCAUCUCGAGGACAGAUUGUCUCAGCCCACAGGUCAACUGGACGACACAGAGCUCGUCAGCCGAGGCACUGGGCCAGGAUCAACACAUGCGUGCCGUUGCCGUGGAGGGGGCACGUGAUUUGCUGGGCCUCUCGGACUCUGCACAAGACCUGCUGCGUCAGUCGUUGGCCGGCAUCUUGGGCAAGCUGCGCUUGCUCGUGUUGGAAGAGGCUUUUUGUCACGAGGUAGUCUUUGCAUCUAAUCUGUUGGGGCCGGAGCUAACCCAAGAGGUGCAGGAUCACCACACGGGCCGUGUUGGGCUCCCAGUGGAUCACAUCUACUUGCGCCCGCGCUUGGGCAUGCACCCCUUUGCGCAAAGCGCCAUUCUGUCUGAGGAACAAGGACGCAUGUUGCACUCCUGGGCGGGGCAGCCGCAUUUGAAAUGGCGACGUCUGUUUAGCGCGCAUGCUGCCAGCGUCAAUCCCGAGGACGCUGGUUUUGCUGCAGAUGACUUCAACUCGCUGUGUGGGGGUCGUCGCCCCACCUAUGUGGUCAUUGAGGCUACCAAUGGUCUUGUGUUUGGGGGCUAUACGCCAUGCGCGUGGCAUGUACGGGACGAACGCCACUUGCCCUUGGCCUAUGCGCCAUUGUCGGUACGCAGCCAAGGACAUCGCGAUGCUGCCUACCAUGUGCGGUUACUGAACCAAGCCGGCCUCAAUUCCUUCUUGUUUUCAUUGGUCAACACUCGGCAAACAGCACCACAACGCGCUUUUGCCAUCGACCCCGGUGCCGCUGUGCGGCCUGCCGUCCAUACGGGUCCUCACUUUGGCGGGGCUUCUCACCUUCUUCCCGAUCUUUGCGUUGGCAAUGGCUGCACCGAAACCACUGGGUAG